AUGGCACCUCUCACUGACGAUGCCGGCGAAACGUUUGGAAAUGUACCCAACCAAUGGUCCAAUGCUGGAAAUCACGAAGCAUUCGAGCUACUGAGGAAAUGGGACGAUGGCAGGAGGCAAAGAGACUUGCGCUUUUCUCGACGCUGUCCUCCGAUCGCGGGCUUUAAGAAUUCUUCUCAAGGUCGGAUUGUCAUGAUGCGUUGCGCUGUUGUGACAGUCCCUAUUGGGGGGCAAGAGACAUGUCGGCCAACCCAGAAACAAGAAACCGUCGGUAAAGUACUUGAGCAUAUGACCAAUACAGGAACCGGAUAG
Molecule: messenger RNA, 312 nt
Organism: Protopolystoma xenopodis
Lineage: Eukaryota; Metazoa; Platyhelminthes; Monogenea; Polystomatidea; Polystomatidae
Source: the annotation of a GenBank genome assembly